Molecule: messenger RNA, 1197 nt
Organism: Oncorhynchus gorbuscha (pink salmon)
Lineage: Eukaryota; Metazoa; Chordata; Actinopteri; Salmoniformes; Salmonidae
Product: mucin-5AC-like
Exons: 1
Source: RefSeq, a predicted model, not a curated record
ACUACAACUUCAGCUCCUACGACAACACCAACAACAGCAACUACAACAACUGUAGCUCCUACGACAACUGCAGCUCCUACAACAACUUUAGCGUCCACUUCAACCACAGCAGCUGCCUCUACGACAACGACUGCAGCUCUAACUACAACAACUGCUGCUCAAACGACCACUACAACUCCAGAGCCUAUUAUGACAACCAUUGCAGCUCCUGCUACAACUACAACUUCAGCUCCUACGACAACCACAACAACAGCAACUACAACAACUGUAGCUCCUACAACAACUUUAGCGUCCACUUCAACCACAGCAGCUGCCUCUACGACAACCACUGCAGCUCUAACUACAACAACUGCUGUUCUAACGACCACAGCGACUGCAGCACCUUCUACAACAACUACAACAGCAACACCUACAACAACUGUAGUUCCCACGACAACUGCAGCUCCUACAACAACUUUAUCAUCUACUUCAACCACAGUAGCUGCCUCUACGACAACCACUGCAGCUCUAACUACAACAACUGCGGCUCAAACGACCACUACAACUCCAGAACCUAUUACGACAACCACUGCAGCUCCUGCUACAACAACUACAACUUCAGCUCCUACGACAACACCAACAACAGCAACUACAACAACUAUAGCUCCUACGACAACUGCAGCUCCUACAACAACUUUAGCGUCCACUUCAACCACAGCAGCUGCCUCUACGACAACCACUGCAGCUCUAACUACAACAACUGCUGUUCCUACGACCACUGCAACUCCAGAACCUAUUACAACAACCAGUGCAGCUCCUACUACAACAACUGCUGUUCUAACGACCACAGUGACUGCAGCACCUUCUACAACAACUACAACUUCAGCGCCUACGACAACCACAACAGCAACACCUACAACAACUGUAGUUCCCACGACAACUGCAGCUCCUACAACAACUUUAUCAUAUACUUCAACCACAGCAGCUGCCUCUACGACAACCACUGCAGCUCUAACUACAACAACUGCUGCUCAAACGACCACUACAACUCCAGAGCCUAUUACGACAACCACUGCAGCUCCUGCUACAACUACAACUUCAGCUCCUACGACAACCACAACAACAGCAACUACAACAACUGUAGCUCCUACAACAACUUUAGCGUCCACUUCAACCACAGCAGCUGCCUCUACGACAACCACUGCAGCUCUAACUACA